CAGCCGACUUAAUAUCUACACCUCACCACCAACAAAAUCACCAAUUGACCCCUCAAUUGACCAUGAACGUAGCGCCUCGACUCGCGCGAAGCUCAGCCCGCGCGGCUUCUUCACAAUGGUCAUGUUUCUUCUGCCAGAAUGCCCGCCCGAAGCUCCAGCGGAAUGCCUUCAACUUUGCCCGCAAUGCAUCGAAUAACGCCCGCGCGGGACAGCCUUAUACACCGACGAUGGACGAGAUUCGUGCGCAUUAUAGCAAGAAGAACAGAACCGUAGCGUACUAUGUCUUGAGUACAAUCCUCGGAUUUGUAACCCUCACUUAUGGCUCUGUGCCCUUAUACAAGAUGAUCUGCCAGACUACCGGCUGGGGCGGUCAACCUGUACGUGCCCACGGCGGUCCAGGAUCAGGUGAUGACGGCGAUCUCGCAAGUCGACUCGUGCCCGUCAAAGACGCAAAGCGAAUCAAAGUCACAUUCAGUGCCUCUGUGUCCGAUGUCCUGCCCUGGAAGUUCGUCCCUCAGCAGCGAGAAGUGCGAGUUCUCCCCGGUGAGACCGCACUGGCUUUCUACAAGGCCACCAACAAUAGUGACCAGGACAUCAUCGGAGUUGCUACCUACAGUGUGACACCUGGCCAGUGUGCGCCUUACUUCAGCAAGAUCCAGUGUUUCUGCUUCGAGGAGCAGCGCCUCAAUGCGGGCGAGACUGUGGACAUGCCCGUAUUCUUCUACUUGGAUCCCGAUCUGCUCAAUGAUAUGAAUAUGAGGGGCGUAGAGACGGUGACAUUGAGUUACACCUUCUUCAAAGCAAGAUACGAUGACAAUGGCCGAUUCCAGAGACCUAUGUCUGCAUAGAUGAAUAUGUUGGAUUAUGUACAAUACGUUGUAAAAUAUAUGCAUACCACACAGCUAUUUCGGAUUAGACAUCCAUGUCUGUGACAUUGAAGACUAUGACUUUGUAUCACACGGAUUCAAGUCCAUGGAUCAACACUUGUUUCCAGUCAAAACUCCUUCUAUAAAACUUCGAAUUCCUCCGCAUGUACCAUUAACAUCCGACAUCAUGCAAAUUCUUCUCA
Messenger RNA from Fusarium verticillioides 7600, 1069 nucleotides. RefSeq names its product cytochrome c oxidase assembly protein subunit 11. The record is from RefSeq and is a predicted model, not a curated record. The transcript has 4 exons. Lineage: Eukaryota; Fungi; Ascomycota; Sordariomycetes; Hypocreales; Nectriaceae. Bases 63 to 848 code for a protein of 261 amino acids. Gene Ontology annotation, cellular component: mitochondrial inner membrane. Gene Ontology annotation, molecular function: copper ion binding.